This is a messenger RNA of Actinia tenebrosa (Australian red waratah sea anemone), 5075 nucleotides long. RefSeq lists its product as uncharacterized. The record is from RefSeq and is a predicted model, not a curated record. Gene Ontology annotation, cellular component: actin filament. NCBI's taxonomy places the organism in Eukaryota, Metazoa, Cnidaria, Anthozoa, Actiniaria, Actiniidae. Gene Ontology annotation, molecular function: microtubule binding; actin filament binding; cytoskeletal adaptor activity. Gene Ontology annotation, biological process: actin crosslink formation.
CAUGCUCUGGAAUGUUAAACAAUGGGUAAACAGUGAUCUCUAUUCAUUUGAGAGUCRUUAAAAUGAGCAUCAGAAGUAAGUGCAAAUUAGUUCUAUCUUUAAACAUUGGAUGCUGGCGAUCCGUCGAACUACAAUUCGAAGGUCCAAUGUUUUUAUAAAGUUUUUAUAAAGCGGAUUUCUAUGGUGUGUUUUGCUAAAGACAGAUACAAACUUAUAUGGCGCAAAAAUCAUCUUCAACCUCCGAGCUUACARUUGAUGUGACAUGCACUCCAAGAAACAGAGCAAACUUGAGGCGACUCAAAACAAGUAGCAUACAGAGCUUUCAACGAUGGGAAAAAGAAAAUGAAUUGCUUUAUGCUAUGAUAGAGGAUGAGAGUGCUUGGUUAUUGAGUUUAUUUCCAGACGCUUUCAUCACUCCAGAAUUAUUUUUCUACGCUUUGGAAGAUGGGGUUAUUCUGUGUCUCCUUGCAAACUUUAUCCAAGAAAUGGCUGAGAUUUAUGGGGCAAGAACUGGAAAAAGUGUACCAGGGAAAAAGUUUAUUUUCCACAACUYCAAGAAGGGAACCAGGGAGUCAAAGUUGUUUCACUCGCGCGAAAAUGUCGAUAAGUUUCUGACGUGGUGCCGGUGGCAUGGUAUUCCUGAAGCCAUUUUAUUCGAAUCCAAUGAUGCGGUUCUGGUAGACGAGUGCAGAACCGGAGGUCGAGAAAUUGUGAUCUGUUUAAUGGAAAUUGCACGGAGGUCUUCGCAAUACGAARUAGAAGUCCCUCAGAUGAUUAAGCUAGAACGAGAAAUAGAGGAAGAGGAGCUGUUUGAAGAUUAUGCUGAAGAGCAACAUGUUCUACUACCUUUAGCAACUUUAAAUACGGAGACAACACGAGGAGAUAGGAGCCCAAUAGACUCGGAUUCAGGUGUUGAAUCAGUGUUUGAAGAAGGAGAUCCAGUCAGCCCACGUUUAUCGGAAUUCGUAGCUGAUGAGGCUAAAAUCGUACUUAAAAGCAAGAGUAUUAAUAAGUUUGAAGUAGAAAAAAAGCCACAAAGAGUCGUACAAAAGGAGGAAAGGCACUCAAUACUUGAGACAGAGCUUGACAGAAAGGUUUGUAAUAUUGCACAAGAAUACAAUAUAAAAAUUGUUCAUAGACUGAAAGAAGGAAAAUAUAUCAUACUUGGAAAAACUAUGUUUGUAAGGAUGUUGAAUGACCAUCUGUUAGUAAGGAUUGGAGGUGGCUGGGAUACCCUAGACCAUUAUGUUAUGACUCAUGCUUCAAAGUCAACAGCUGCAGAAGGAGUAAAAGCUACUCCACAUUCAAGUUCUGACCGGAUAUCAUCUGGAGUUUGGAGUAGGUUUGUUGAUAAAGUAAAACGCCGAGAUAGUCAGCCAAAUUUAACAGAAUCACCUGUUAUCAUUUCCAAGAGGGAAAGACCUGACAGUUCGCCAUCAGUUUAUAGGCUUCGUGAUCGAGUAAGAAAGAAAUUGUCUGUAACAGAUAAAGACGAGAAAGAUAUUUCUGACGCUAUUCGUAAGAUUGAAUCAUCUUUAACGGUAAAAUCGUCUUACUCGCCGUCUUUUACGUCAAAGACAUUUUUUCAACUGAAAAAUCGGUUUGAAAAAGGACGAAAAAGUUCACGUGAAAAGUUAUUUGACAACGAAGAAAGAAAGAAAAUGGCUGACCAAACUGUUGUAACGAUUACUGGCGAGCAGCAGAAGGAAACGGAGACAAAAGUAGAAGAGAUUAACACUAGUAUGUUGCUGGAAUUAGAAAAAACUCGAGAAGCUACAGAAGAGCUCGCUACUAGCACCACAACCAGUGAGACGGAAUUUUAUAUGAAUGAGUUUAGCUCUCAAAAGCAGGCCGAAGAAAGUUUCUCUCCAACGGAUGAUUUCCUUUCGUUUAAUCAGCAAGCACGGCAAAUCCCGACUUCAGAUUCUGUUGACUUACUUUCCAAUGACAACCCGCCUUUAUUUUCAAGUGAAGCACUACAUCCAGAACAAGUAAGAGACGAAAAACAAGUCGAGAUAGAGAAAGUUGUGGGAGAAGAAAGUCUGGUUGAAAUACCCUCUUCAACCGACCAAGAAGCUCCUAAAAGCGCCACCGAUUUCCUUGCAAAAAUAGCUCAAGCAAUAGAAUCGGAACCGAGUGCGAAUUUUGCUGAAACCAAAGAGACAACAGCAGCUCCUUCUGACUUCGUACCCGACGACAAAGAAGCGAAAACAGACCAUGAAAAGCAGCUGGAAAAUGUUCUUCAAGAAAGUCCUGCUGGUAAACAGGCAGAUUUUGGAAAAGUUGCCGGAGAAUCUGAUGCCAUCGAAGUUUCGUCUGAAUGUAAAGACCUAGAGUCUGCUUCUCAAGCGUACGAUGUACCAGAGCUGUACCACGAAGAACAACAACCAGGUGUUAAUGAUCAUCCACAAAUACCACUUGAACAAACUGGGGCAAUUUCAGAAAAAAUACAGCAAGAGGACGACGGACUGCCAGAGCAAUUAACAAGUGACAAAGUCACUUCUUUGGAAAUGGAAGUGGAAAUCGCAACAGUUUCUAGAGAGGAUGAGAAACUUGAAGAAGCUGAUCGGCCAACACAAAUGAUUCGUGAAGAUCUUUUCAAAAUUGAUAAGGAAAAAGAACCUGAAUACUCUGGACCUCAAGUGCCAGGAGAUUUCCGGAUGCCUAUACAAUGGGAUAAGGAUGUAGUUUCUAAAGCACAGGAAAAAUCCGAUGAAUGUGAACGACCAGUACAAAACACUGAUGAAGUAUCCCAGAAUGCAAGCUUUGAGCAAGACAAAUUGCCAGGUUUAAUUUCUGUAGUACAAGAUGAAAAAACAGUCCAAGAAGACAAACAGAUGGCAAGAAAUGUUGAAAUAGAGGAUGAGAAACUUGAAGAAGCUGAUCGGCCAACACAAAUGAUUUGUGAAGAUCUUUUCAAAAUUGAUAAGGAAAAAGAACCUGAAUACUCUGGACCUCAAGUGCCAGGAGAAGAUGUCCGGAUGCCUAUACAAUGGGAUAAGGAUGUACUUUCUAAAGCACAAGAAAAAUCCGAUGAAUGUCAACGACCAAUACAAAUCACUGAUGAAAUAUCUCAGGAUGCAAGCUUUGAUCAAGACAAAUUGCCAGGUAUAAUUCCUGUAGUACAAGAUGAAAAAACAGUCCAAGAAGACAAACAGAUGGCAAGAAAUGUUGUUAUAGGUGAAGCAGCACUGAAAGGCGAAAGUUUAGUGAGUCCAGCCGCAGAGACCGAGACAAUACCUCUUGCAGAAAAGCCAAAAGCUGGGCAAGAUAGAAAAGAUCAAAAAGAAGCCAAUAAGAUCCUAGCCGAUACUUCUUCGGCUACUAUGGACCAUAAAAAGAACACAAAAAAGGCUCCUACAACGAGGAAAGAGAAUGUCAAAGCUGCAAACAGCUCGAUUUCCAAAAAUCUAACUGGACGCAAAAAGGAAGAUCAGAAAGCAGAACGGUCUAAGGAAUCUACUACAAAACCUCCAUCUACUGAUAAAACAGCGAAGCCCACUUCGACUACAACCGCGCUAAAGACAAAGACUGCAUCAGCAGUAACCAAUGCUCGUUCAACUUCUGCUACUAAAAGACCAGUCAGUGCGCAAACCCAGAAAACAGGCAUUGGUGCGUCAAAAGCAGGUGCGACUAAGACCAUCCCGAAGACAACCCCUAGAUCGAGUGAGUCUAGGAGCCCUCCUGGCACAACUACCGGUAAGCUAACUACUGCCAAAGACAAAAAGCCUUCUGCAUCAAGUAGAAUACAGAAGUCGAAGGCUGUAGAAUCAAGACCGCUUAGUGCAGUAUCAACCAAGUCAACCGAUAAGAAAGACAGAAAAGUAGAAGCUACUGCUCGGCCACUCAGCGCGAAAAUGAAGCCAGCCUCUUCUGGUACAACCAAAACAACCGCCAAGAAAAUAACGACCACUACAAAAACGACGAGUGGUCCUGUGUCAAAGUUUGAGGUCUCUAAGACCACCACUAUUGGGAGUGGAAUUACGUCUAAAACUAAAACAACAGUGAAGAAAAGUACAGAAUCUGGAGGGAAAACAAAGGCUUCAAUAGAUGGAAUGCCGCAACAGAAAGCUUCAGCUCGGAAUAACAGUAGUGAAAUGAAAAGGGACAUACAUGGAAAACCUGGUUCUGCUUCGCUGAAAUCGAAACCACCAAGUGCUACAACAAGAGGGAAACCAGGAAACGUUAUGGGAAAAGGAAAACCAACUUCCGAAAGGCCUAAAAGUCCUGCGAAAGGGACAGCCAAGAAAUCUGCACCUACAAAAGACGAAACAACUGCAUCUGCACCACCAGCUGCUACUGAGUCACCAGCUAUUUCUUCACUUCAACAAGAAGCAUUGGACUUCAUGACAACACCUGACAUAAGUGCCGCUUCAAAAGAAAAUGUCACUACAGUAAUGCAAUGCACUGAGGUGAUUAAAGAUGACGGAGAAACAAAGGUUCUUCAUACAAAGGAAGUUACGGAAAGAGUCUUGGAGAACGGGGAACAACAAACGAUCACUAAAGAAACUGUUGUAGAAGAGAGUGGAUAACCACACGAAAUGAAGAUGUGAAAGAUGAACAAUCUCAGAUUAUAAUUUAAUAGGUAAAUAAAGAUUUCACCAGAAAAUGUUUUAUAGAAUUCAGUCAAUAAAUUAAUAGCUGCUUGUUUGUCGUAUAAAGAGCAGAAAAAAAUUAAAUGUUAUUAGACUAAGAACGUUUGGUUUUUAAUUUUGUGCUCAUGUAAAACUGCAUGAUUAAAAAAACAGUUAAAGUAAAAGAUAAGCUUUUCUUGCUACGGAUUCAACCAUAGUGUGUCAAUUUUUCAGUCACGCUUUUCGAACAGCACAAUACGUAAAGUAUAGGGGGGGGGGGGGGGUGAUUUUUUUCCUGGCUUCGAAAACUGAUAUCUUUCAGUGAGGUUUCUUCGUGAAGGAAUAACAUUUUCUUCAACGGAAAGUGUAAGUGAUGUUUAAUCGUUAUUCAGUGAUUCAUAGGCUGAAAAAUAGAAUUGUAAUAAAGCCAACUCGGUCACAUUAGCGUUACAUUUAAUGCAUAAUCUGUAUUUAAAAUAAAUACAUUUUACAUCAUUUAAA